AGUUGCGCGCGCAACGAGUAUUCGCGCGCUUGUCUCUAUGUAAUAGUGAUGCGUGCGGUGAAAUAUGCCAUAACGCGCAGUUUUUAAUUGAACGUUAACAUUUUAAUAAAGUGACAACUUGAAUAAUAAUUUAAUAAUUCCCGCCAAAAAAGCUGCGAACAUAAUGGACGUCAAAUCUUCGGGGAAAUUACCAUAUCCAAAAGCGGUUGGGUUCAUAGUUACAAAUGAAUUCUGCGAAAGAUUUUCGUAUUAUGGAAUGCGAACGAUCCUUUCCUUGUACCUCCGCGACAAGUUGGGCUAUUCAGACAACGGCGCCACGGUCAUAUACCAUGUGUUCACAAUGUUUGCAUACUUCUUCCCAGUGCUUGGUGCGAUGAUCGCUGAUGGAUGGUUGGGACGUUUCAGAACAAUAUUUUACCUCUCACUUGUAUACGCCACGGGUACCGUCCUGAUAUCUGUAACCGCGAUGCCACCAGUGCCACUGCCUCAAUUAGAAUUUACAAUUGUAGCGCUGUUGCUCAUAGCAUUCGGUACGGGCGGUAUAAAGCCGUGCGUAUCGGCGUUCGGCGGUGACCAGUUUAUAUUACCAGAACAGGAGAAAUAUCUAGGCUAUUUCUUCUCCCUUUUCUACUUUGCGAUUAACGCUGGGAGUCUUAUUUCUACGUUCCUCACUCCGAUCUUAAGAGCAGACGUGCAUUGCUUCGGUGAUAAUGACUGUUAUUCCUUAGCCUUUGGAGUUCCUGGCAUACUGAUGGUUAUUUCUAUAGUGUUCUUUGUGGCGGGUAAAAGACUGUACAUAAUCAAGAACCCGGCGGGCAACGUCUUGGGAAACGUGUCAGCCUGUGUUGGCCAUGCUGUGUUAAAAUCUUGCAAAAGCAAGGAGAAACGCGAACACUGGCUCGAUCACGCAGACGACAAAUACGACUCGAGUCUAAUCGAGGAUAUUAAGUCGCUACUGCAAGUGCUGGUCCUCUUCAUCCCUUUACCAGUCUUCUGGGCGCUAUUUGAUCAACAGGGCUCAAGAUGGACUUUCCAAGCGGAUAGAAUGAACCAGGACAUUGGGGGCUGGACCCUGAAGGCAGAUCAGAUGCAAGUACUCAACCCUCUACUCAUCUUAAUCUUCAUUCCCCUUUUCGAAGUGGCAAUCUAUCCAUUCCUGACGUGGUGCAAGCUCGUGAGGAAGCCUUUACAUAAAAUGAUCUGGGGAGGUAUUCUAGCAGCAUGCGCCUUUGUUAUUUCUGGAAUAGUUGAACUAAAUCUUUUGCCCACGUACGGUACGCCAGUGUCGGAAGGGUUGGCACAGUUAAGAGUAUACAAUGGUUUCAAUUGUAACUUAACGUUAAAUCUAUACAAUUUAUCCGAAAACGCAAAUGGUAUUAAUAUCGGUCCUUUAGAAGCAUACGAAAAAUUAGAUAUAGAAGCUCACCAGCUAAUUGACUUGCCUUACUCUCUAAGAGGGCACGAAAGUAGUGCUUGUGCAGAUGUACAACAUGAUGGAUAUCUACGGCUAAAAGAGAAAACCGCAAAUUCUUUCUUCGUCACGGCCGGUGAAAUUUAUAAUUUUACUGACAAUAAUGACAAAGCUAUCGACGGAGUGAACGUGAGGUUCCUUUCAAAUACGGUGGCACCUGUACAAAUUUACAUACAAGACAACAUAAAGAAUCGAACAAAAUUAAGCUUAUCCAGUACUAAUAAGAAUCAAAACACUAUAGAUAAGGGGAUUUAUGAUGUUCUAGUUGCUGGACAAAUAGUAUUAAAAGAUUUCUCCUUUAAAUCGGGCGCUGUUUACACAAUUAAUGUAUAUGAAGACAAUGGGGGAAGAUACAUGGCGAAUGCAGUAGUCAUAACGCCACCGAACAGCGUGCACAUACUGUGGCUGAUACCGCAAUACGUUAUAAUGACGAUGGGCGAAGUCAUGUUCUCUGUGACGGGGCUGGAGUUCUCAUUCACCCAGGCGCCAGCCAGCAUGAAGUCAGUACUGCAAUCUGUGUGGCUCCUUACUGUUGCUUUCGGAAAUCUGAUUGUUGUGCUUAUCGUCGAGGGCAACUUUUUAGAUGCUCAGUGGAAGGAAUUUUUCCUGUUUGCCGGACUGAUGGUAUUGGACAUGCUUAUCUUUACUGUGAUGGCGCUGCGGUACAGAUACGUUGAGCUGAAAUCCAGCACUGAAGAGUUGGUUGUAGAAGAGAUCAGGAUGCCGGAUAGAACGAUUGCGCCCGAAAAGAACAACUAGCUAUUAUUUGUACAAAUAAUGACUUGAAUAAACUAAUUUUACGGAUUUUAUCGCGUUAAAACUUAUUGUUACUUAUUUUAAUUUGACGUUUCGGGUGCUUUUUAGCACUCACGUUUACGGCGGAGGCUGACUGAGAGAUAUUACAAUUGAAGGGUGAUAAUAAUAAUAAUAAACAUGCUAAUUUUCUUAGGCAGCUUGUUGUAGGUUUUACGAAAGCUCGCUUAAAGAUGUAGCCAUUCUUUUUUGUGACCCCUAUGACAUAUGAUAGUAACGCAGGCACAAGCUCGACUAUGGCAGGUUUCACUCAUUCACUGUGACCUAGGCGCUAUCCGAAGCUUGUUGGUUGUCUUGCAAUAUUUGCUUGACGUGCUGGAGUUCGACGGCCAAGUGUUUUCUGUCACAGAUCCCUUGUACGAAACAAAGAUUUUCCCACUUAACUGUGAUGGGUGAUGUCGAGAUUCACUAAUUAAAUAUCUGUUAGUACGGGUCUUUUAAAUUAGUAAAAAAGAUAAGUUAAAUUAGACGCGAUAAAGUCUGUAAAAUUGGUUUUAUUUAAUGUAAGGUAGUAUUCGUGUAAAUAUGAAAUCAAAUAAAGACUUGUUUUAAAUUUU
Molecule: messenger RNA, 2841 nt
Organism: Parnassius mnemosyne (clouded apollo)
Lineage: Eukaryota; Metazoa; Arthropoda; Insecta; Lepidoptera; Papilionidae
Source: the annotation of a GenBank genome assembly